AUGGCGAAGAGACCUCGAAGCACUAGUCUCGAAUCUUGCAUGUUGAUCAUCAUGAUGCUCUUAAUCUUCUCAAAUCAUGUCCAUGCUUUGGAUGUUUAUCAUCAGGCUGAAGUUGAGCUUCUCUUAUCCUUCAAAGCUUCCAUCGUCCACGACCCUUCACACUCCCUCUCAAGCUGGAGCAACUCCACGGCCAACAAUCUCUGCUAUUGGCACGGCGUUACAUGCGUCGGUGAUGUUAACUCGUCGCAUGUCAACGUCAUCGACCUCCAUGGAAGAAACAUCUCUGGCAGAUUAUCAUCCUCACUCUUUCAAUUGUCCCACGUCGAAAAAAUCGACCUCUCCAACAAUCAGCUACAAGGCCAAGUUCCUCAUGACAUGUUCACCAGCUCAAAUUCUCUUCGACAUCUCAAUCUCAGCAACAACAACUUAACCGGACAAAUCCCACAAGGUUCACUUCCGGGACUGGAGACACUAGACUUGUGUAACAACAUGAUUUCGGGGAAAAUCCCUGAAAACAUCGGUUCGUUCUCGAGCUUGAAGUUUCUUGAUCUUGGUGGUAAUGUGUUAGCCGGAGAGAUUCCAUAUUCCUUGUCAAAUAUGUUUAACUUGGAGUACUUGACAUUGGCUUCAAACCAGCUAAUUGGCAAAAUUCCAAGCCAGCUAGGCCAAGUCAAGAACUUAAAGUUGAUAUACUUGGGCUACAACAAUCUCUCCGGCGAAAUCCCACAUGAGAUUGGUAAGCUUACUGCUUUGAAUCAUCUCGAUCUUGUUUUCAACAAUCUCACCGGCCAAAUCCCGGACUCUCUAGGAAACCUUACCGAGCUCCGAUAUCUGUUCCUCUACGGAAACAAGCUCACAGGUCAGCUUCCUAAAUCCAUUUUCGGUCUCCGAAAGCUUGUCUCACUUGAUCUUAGUGAGAAUUCUCUUUCCGGUGAGAUUCCUGAACUUGUUAGUCAGCUACAACAACUUGAGAUUCUUCAUCUUUUCGCAAACAACUUUACCGGAAAGAUUCCCCAAUCCCUUGCUUCUCUGGCUCGGCUGCAAGUCCUUCAGCUGUGGUCGAACAAGUUCUCAGGAGAGAUUCCGAGUGAUCUUGGAAAGCAAAGCAAUCUCACUGUUGUAGACUUAUCUACAAACUACCUCACAGGAAAAGUACCUGAUACGCUAUGCCACUCGGGGAAACUUUUCAAGCUCAUCCUCUUUUCCAAUUCUCUUGAAGGUGAUAUAACAGAAAGUCUGGCUUCUUGCAAGAGCUUAGGCCGAGUUCGAGUUCAAAACAACCGGUUCUCCGGUGAAAUAUCGGCCGAAUUCGUAAAGCUUUCGCUUGUGUAUUUCUUGGAUAUCUCAGGCAAUAAUUUUUCCGGAAGAAUUGAUGACAAGAAGUGGGACUUGCCUUCACUUCAAAUGCUGAAUAUCGCGAGAAAUAGAAUUUUCGGCAACUUACCGGAGUCUUUCGGCAGCGACAAGCUCGAGAACUUGGACUUGUCUGAAAAUCAUUUAUCGGGAAUUAUUUCCCUGAAUUUCGGGAACCUAUCGGAGCUGAUGCAGUUAAAGCUUUCUCACAACAAGCUCUCCGGUUCCAUUCCUCAGCAAUUGUCCUCAUGUAAAAAGCUCGUGAGCCUAGACCUCAGCGGCAACCAGCUCAGCGGCCCAAUUCCGGUCAGUCUCUCUGAGAUGCCAGUUCUUGGUCAGCUUGAUUUGUCCCGCAACCAACUUUCCGGCGAAAUUCCACGGAACCUAGGCGUGAUUGAAUCGCUUGUUCAAGUGAACAUUUCUCGCAACCACCUCCAUGGAAAAUUGCCAUCCACCGGAGCAUUUCUUGCCAUAAAUGCGAGCUCGGUGGCCGGAAACCACCUUUGCGGCGGUGACAUCACGAGUGGUUUGCCACCAUGCAAGGGCAAAACCGUAAGAAAUAACCCCACGUGGUGGUUUAUUCUCAUCACUUGCUUUCUCGUUGCUUUAGCUGCUUUUGGUAUUGCUGGUUUUAUCAUUUUAUACAUUCGGAGACGAAAGGAUUUGGAAACGAAAACUGUGGAGAGUGAAGAUGGAAUAUGGAAAAUGCAAUUCUUUGAGCCCAAAGUUUCAAGAUUAGUUUCAAUUGAAGAUAUUCGAUCUGCAGCAAAACAAGGUAAUGUCAUUGCAAUUGGCAACAAAGGUGCACAGUUUGUUGUAAAAGAGGAUGCUGUGAAUUCAAUUUCUCCAACAUUUUGGUCUAAAAUGGUGGAAUUUGGAAACCUUCGGCACCCCAACAUAAUCCAGUUGAUCGGAAUAUGUCGAUCCGAAAAGAGCGCAUAUGUCAUUCACGAAUAUUGCGAAGGGAAAGCAUUGUCUCAAAUUCUGAGGAAUAAAAACUGGGAACAACGACGGAAGAUCGCCGUCGGGAUUGCAAGAGCUCUGCGAUUCUUGCACUUCUCUUGCUCUCCUUGUUUUGUCAUCGGUUGUGUGUCUCCUGAGAAAGUACUUGUUGACGCAGAAGAUGAGCCUCGUCUUUGGUUGAGUCUUCCCGCUCUCAGAGACUCCAAGGGUUUUGUUUCGUCUGCAUAUGUUGCUCCAGAAGCUACAGAAAGCAAAGACAUCACCGAGAAAAGUGAUAUCUACGGUUUCGGUUUAGUCCUCAUCGAAUUACUGACCGGAAAAAGCCCCGGCGACAUAGAGUUGGGGGCACACGAGAGCAUCGUUGAGUGGGCACGGUAUUGCUACUCGGAUUGCCAUCUUGAUGCAUGGACGGACCCGAUGAUCCGAGGGCACGUUUUGAAGAAUCAGAAUGAAAUUGUUGAAACCAUGAACCUAGCCCUUCACUGUACUGCUGGUGACCCGACGGCUAGACCAUGCGCAAAGGAACUAUACAAAACCCUAGACUCUAUAACGAAGACAAGUUCUUGUGUUGCAGUAAAAUUAGUUUCUUCACCUUUUUGAUAUUUUUCGAGAUCCCCAGAGAGUUGUGUUCGACCUUUUUUUCUCUUUCUUUUACUCUUCUUCGAUCUUCUUAGUUUCAUUGGUUUUCUUGGUAACGUAAUUUAUGUGUUAAUUAAUUAAUUAAUUAUCACCUUUUGUUGUAUUUGUAACAUAAGGUGUUAAUUAAUUGUUAAUAGCUCAUAUGUAUAAUGUAUUGUUUGAUGGUAUGUUUAACAUACUAUAGUGAGUGUAAAUUGUAAAUAUGUAAGGUUACUAGCUAAAUGAUAUGCUACCAAAAUUCAAUGGCUUUAUAUG
Fragaria vesca subsp. vesca is the source of this 3210-nucleotide messenger RNA. RefSeq names its product probably inactive leucine-rich repeat receptor-like protein kinase At2g25790-like. Gene Ontology annotation, cellular component: plasma membrane. Bases 1 to 2916 code for a protein of 971 amino acids. Gene Ontology annotation, biological process: protein phosphorylation; hormone-mediated signaling pathway. The record is from RefSeq and is a predicted model, not a curated record. Lineage: Eukaryota; Viridiplantae; Streptophyta; Magnoliopsida; Rosales; Rosaceae. The transcript has 2 exons. Gene Ontology annotation, molecular function: ATP binding; protein binding; protein kinase activity.